Messenger RNA from Megalobrama amblycephala (Wuchang bream), 2795 nucleotides. It is a transcript of the gene pax4, whose product is annotated as paired box 4. NCBI's taxonomy places the organism in Eukaryota, Metazoa, Chordata, Actinopteri, Cypriniformes, Xenocyprididae. The record is from RefSeq and is a predicted model, not a curated record. The transcript has 9 exons. Gene Ontology annotation, biological process: anatomical structure development; regulation of transcription by RNA polymerase II. Bases 1209 to 2366 code for a protein of 385 amino acids. Gene Ontology annotation, molecular function: RNA polymerase II cis-regulatory region sequence-specific DNA binding; DNA-binding transcription factor activity, RNA polymerase II-specific.
GGAAGGAUGAAAGAUGCGCCAGUCACGUGACAGCCGGAGAGCCUCAAUCUCCAGUCGUUUGAGAAUCGCAGAAGUAGAAUAGGGCUUGUGGGCUCAUAAAUGAGUAUAACAUUUCAGAAUUAUCGUUUGGAAUCUGGCUACUUUCAUAUGUGGGCGACCACUACUUUCAUUCGCUCAUUUAGAACAUCAGGGGACCAGUUCAGCGCCGGGUGGUGCUGAAAUCAGACACUUCACACACUUGCUGCUCUAUAUUCGCUCAGCAAAGGCGAUCCGUCAAACUCAUUAAGCAUUUGUUUUUAUGCAAGCGAGGUUUAGCUUAAUGAACAUAUACAUCUUCUAAGUAAAAACAAUCCUAUAGGCUACCUUUCUCUAAAUAUUCGUGCCCUCAAAUGUGCGCAGGGAACGUGCUCACAGUUACACAGUGAUAUUUUUAGGACGACUGUUUUUUAUUUUAAUUAAUUAUUUUUUAAGAAAUGUUUUCGGGGCGUAAUCUGUCGAGUUUCGUCUUGGGGACAAAACUUUAUUAUUCUAAGACUUUAGUAAUAACUAAUAAGCAAAUUCAGCAUGGAAUGGAAAGCGCGCGAACAUCAUUGAGGUGAAUGGACGAAUAUUUCGCCAAACAACACCUUUAGCGUCAGUGAAUGGUGGAAAUACUCGCUAAAACUAGCUGCAGUCUAACUCUAAACAAUACAAAAACUGUGUUGCAGCCCUUCACUCCCAGAAACAAGGGUAGAAAAGCUGUCACUGUGGCGGUACCCUUUCAAAAGGUAUAUCUUUGUAUCUAAAGAGUGCAUAUUAGUACGUGUUGGUACUAAAAGUGUACAUAUUAGUACCUAAAUGGUUCAUAUUAGAACCUUUUUAAAGGGUACCAUCACAUUUUCUUUGGGUGUAAAAAAUAGGGCACAAAGUAGGCUACUGUAUUAAUAUGAAGGAAUUUUCCGUAUUGAUUUUUUUUCCACAGGCGUUUUAGGCCUACCUUGAAUUUCGCACUGCAUUGUGCUUUAGGGUUAACGGAAAUGUCCGUAAAAUUAGGCUAUAUUUUCGUCUUCUUCUUCUUCUACGUUGUGAACACUGGUGACUGCAUUGUCAUCAUCGAGAGUCUAUUUACUUUUUUUCGUAUGUGCACAGUACGUCAUCUUGAUAAGGGCACCAGGUUUGCUAUAUAUAAAAAGUCGCGCGUGGGGGUGUUGUGAGAGGGGUCCACGCGCAUGGACGCAGAAAAAGACCAUCUUCGCUUCUACCAGGUGCCCAUUGGGAUGUGCAGCACAAAUUCCGUUCUGGAAAAUGAAGGAGAAGAAGGGAGUGUGAAUCAGCUGGGCGGUGUGUUUCUGAACGGCCGUCCUCUGCCCGUCUGUAAACGGAGAUUGAUGGUUGAGCUCGCGACCGAGGGCGUGAGACCGUGUGAGAUCUCCAGAAUACUGAAGGUCUCCAACGGCUGCGUUAGUAAGAUUUUGGGCAGGUUUCAACGCACAGGGGUCAUUGGUCCUAAAGCAACGGGAGGCAGCAGACCCAGACUCCUGACUCCUGACGUCAUCUCCAUCAUAGCGCAGCACAAGCGGCAGAACCCCACACUGUUCGCCUGGGAGAUCCGACAAAAACUGGCGACGGAUCCAGUCUGCAGAGGAGAUAAAGUCCCUAGUGUUUCAUCCAUAAAUCGGAUUCUUAAGAAGAUUCAUCUAGAUGUGGACAUGAUGGGCAGUGCAUAUCCAAGUGUCAAACACAUUUACACAGUGGAUGAACAGAGGAGUUUACACACAACAGCUCAGACAAUUCAGCAACAAACGGACACAAACCUGCGAGGCACCUCUCAUCGCAGCAGAACAGCUUUCACACCAGAUCAGAGUGAGAGGUUAGAGAAAGAGUUCAUCCGUGGGCUUUAUCCAGAUCUGCUGACUAGAGAAAAGCUAUCUGAGGAGACAAACCUUCCACAAGACACUAUAAAGGUUUGGUUCUCCAAUCGCAGAGCGAAGAUGAGGAGGGAGCGAAAGGAAGACCAUAGUGAUUGUAGAUCUCUGGGUGUAACCAGUCCCGGGUUUCUGAGAAGAAGAAAUGCUUUGAUUUCUCUGUCAGCGACCUCUGGCAGCUCAUUGGACGGUUACUUGGCUCAUCACACACAAACCACUUUUCCAUUGUCCCAUCACCGAGACAAUAACACAUUACCAUUGGCUCAUUUGAGCUCAAAUGCAAUGUCCACAUGUCCAUUGGACUGCACAGAGAGUUGGAUGCCAUCAUGUCACCAACAUGGCAACAUGGAAUCAGAUUACAGAUUGGUUUCCUUGAACACAGAUGAAAGUAUCUUAAUGGCUAAUCGCUCACAGUGGACUUCUCAUCAAUCUCUGAUUGGACAGAAUGUUUCAAUGUUUUGAAUUCCAAAAUAGAACGUUGAUGUUGUGGACAGUAGAGGGCAGCAAAGGAAAGAAAAAGUGGCAUUUGGUGUGGAAUGCGCUGUUUUUAUAGACAAUAUUAGAUUUGUUUCUUGCUUCAUGAACAAGCCUAAUAAUAAAAAAUAAAAAACAAUUAUGUUUUUGAUAUUUUGAUUUUGUUUCAACUGAAAAACAAAAGGAAAUGGUGAGGUGCUUUGAAAAUGAAAUGGACUGGAAACUAAAAGACUGUCUGACUGCCUAAAGAUUGUCUGUCUGUCAAAUCAUUGGGAAUAAAUAAUAAAGAGAUAACCCUACAAUGCAAAAACAAAACUUCUUGAGUUUUUAGUUAGUCCUUUUUCACUUAUUGUCCAAAAAUAAGAAGCAAAACAAAAGAUAUUAAAGGGUUAGUUCUCCCAAUAAUGAAAAUAAUGU